CACACGUCAUGUGCAUGCAGCGCUGAGCCUUACCGCCCGUCCCACCGGGUCUUCCCGGCCUCUCACUGCCGCUUCCUGUUUCCGGCUGGCCCGGUGCAGCUGUCAUACUCGAGCUGAUGGCUCCAGCCGCUGCUGCCCGGAGGAGAGGGGCUCCGCCCGGGGGGCGCUCCACCCUCAUGGAGAGUCUGCGCCGGGGAUGGGAGAACAAGUUCCAGAUUCUGAUCGACCCCCGGUACACAGCGCUGCUGGGAGUGUGCCUGUGCCUGGCCGAGCUGGGGAUCACACACUGGGUCAUCCAGAGGGUCCCAUACACAGAGAUCGACUGGAAAGCCUACAUGGAUGAGGUGGAAGGGGUGCUGAAUGGGACCUAUGAUUACAUGAAGCUGCAGGGGGACACCGGGCCCCUGGUGUAUCCAGCUGGAUUUGUCUACAUUUUUAGUGCAUUCUACUACUUAACGGAGCAUGGGACCAACAUCAGGCUGGCUCAGUAUGUCUUUGCGGUACUAUAUCUGCUGACACUGUUUCUUGUAUUCCGCAUCUAUAUUCUCACUAAGAAGGUACCACCUUAUGUGUUCUUCUUCAUGUGCUGUGCAUCAUAUCGCGUGCACUCCAUCUUCCUGCUUCGCCUCUUCAAUGAUCCAGUGGCUAUGGUCAUCUUAUUCUUUGCUAUCAACCUAAUAUUAGAGGAUCACUGGAGCUGGGGCUGCUUUUUCUACAGCUUGGCUGUAUCUGUGAAAAUGAACAUUCUGCUAUUAGCUCCUGGACUUCUGUAUCUCCUUCUGUGCCGGUUUGGACUGCUGCGCACCAUGCCAAAACUCUGUAUCUGUGCCCUGCUUCAGAUUGUCCUGGCCCUACCCUUUCUGCUGGAAAAUCCUGCUGGAUACCUCCUGCGAUCCUUUGAUUUUGGAAGACAGUUCCUAUUCCAGUGGACAGUAAAUUGGCGCUUCCUCCCGGAGUAUGUGUUUCAGCACCGGGCUUUCCAUUUAGCGUUACUUUCAGCUCACCUGACUGGACUGCUGCUGUUUUGCUUCUACCGCUGGCACAGGUCCAGGGAAAGAAUUCUUACACUCUUGAAGGAUCCGGCGCAGAGGAAACCCCAGACACCCAGACUUUCAGCAAAUAAGAUUAUUUUUGUCUUAUUUACUAGUAACUUCCUGGGUGUUGCAUUCAGCCGCUCUCUACAUUACCAGUUCUAUGUCUGGUACUUCCACACGCUUCCAUAUCUGUUGUGGUGCACGGAUAGCAGCGUCCUGCCAGGACUUGCCAAAAUUCUUGUCUUGGGUCUCAUUGAGCUGUCGUGGAACACCUUCCCCUCCACUCCUAUGAGCUCAGGUGCCCUCCACUUGUGUCAUGUGGCCAUUCUACUUCACCUAUGGUUUGGUGUUCCACCAGAUGAGAAGUCGCCCAAAGCCAAUGUAGCAACCUCCAGGACUCCUCUUAAGAAAAAGGACUGAUCUCUGUUAGUACAGAAGAAACCUACAAUCUUAUUCACAUCUGGAGAGUCUGUAGGUUGCAGUUUACUCUGACUGAGAUGUGUUAGGUUUUUCUCUGAAAUUGAACAGGGAAUGAGACGCGUUGUCUUUAUAUGCUAUA
This is a messenger RNA of Bufo gargarizans (Asiatic toad), 1593 nucleotides long. RefSeq names its product ALG3 alpha-1,3- mannosyltransferase (gene ALG3). The transcript has 9 exons. Gene Ontology annotation, cellular component: endoplasmic reticulum. NCBI's taxonomy places the organism in Eukaryota, Metazoa, Chordata, Amphibia, Anura, Bufonidae. The record is from RefSeq and is a predicted model, not a curated record. Gene Ontology annotation, molecular function: dol-P-Man:Man(5)GlcNAc(2)-PP-Dol alpha-1,3-mannosyltransferase activity. The coding region runs from base 117 to 1454 and encodes 445 amino acids.